AUGUUUUUGGAUGCUGAACCCGAAGGUAUUCCACUUGGUGAUGUUCCAGUGGACGAGGAUGCCGAUUUUAAGCGUAUGGAGGGGCAGCUUCGGAAGCUUUCACGCGAUAGGAGGCGUAAAGGCCCCGCCAUAUCAGACAUGCGGGAGAGCUUGAAUGACCGUGCCCAUGAACUCGCUAAGGUUGUUGUCGCGGACGACGUCAGGUGCUUGAAAGACGCAUAUCGAGGGAUCCAGAAGGAGGAUCUGAACCUGCACAAGGACAAGGACUUUAGAGAGCUAGCCAAUCAGCGACGCACGGCCAGUAAAAAAGAUGUCCCUGUUGCCGAAAUUGCCACUAUUGAAGAAGCCAUGGAUGCAAGGGCAGCCCAAAUUGCCGACGACGUCAUUAAGAAUGGGCGAGCCUUUUUAGAUCCUCAACCGGAAGGCAUGGACCUGGCAGACGUUCCACUGGAUACUGAUGAGCGCUUCGCCUCCAUGGAGGCUGAGCGCCGAAGACGGGCAAAAGAUACUCGAUCUGCCAAAAGAAACAAGGACAUUAUCCGCGACCUCGAAGAUGAGAUGAAUGCGCGCUCG
This is a messenger RNA of Trypanosoma conorhini, 573 nucleotides long. Its product is annotated as calpain-like cysteine peptidase. The record is from RefSeq and is a predicted model, not a curated record. The transcript has a single exon. NCBI's taxonomy places the organism in Eukaryota, Euglenozoa, Kinetoplastea, Trypanosomatida, Trypanosomatidae. The annotation marks the transcript as partial.